CUGAAGUGAAGAGUCUAAAAAAUUUCUGGGCAAGAAUCUGUGGCCAACUAUCGUAGGUACAUGAUUUGCCAUCGAAGGAGCUGAAUGGUAUUCACUGACAGUCAUGUUCCGAUGGCAAAAAUGAAUGAAUAAUGAGAAAAUCUUCGCUGGAUUGUUUUACUUUCCUCUUCACAGGCAGCUGGUCCUAAUUUAUUUGUCCCAUCAACCAUAGGCUCAUUUUGUCUUAUUUGUGACAACCCGGCUUGCAAGAUCGCGGGCUUAAAUUUAAAGUGCUCGCUCUCUUUCAAGAAAAAACAGUCGUUUCUUACAGAAGAAGGCUUUUUUUACAAAUUGACAAGACGUGUAGCCGGUUGAGAAGCGAGUACUGAGAUGGCUAGAAAGGAGAGAGUUAGGCUGUUUUGCCAAGCGCUCUUAAAGCUUCAAGGAGUUCUCCUUUUGCUGAAUUUGGGAUCAGGUUUCAUUGUUGGGCAACAGACUUACAUUAUCAACACAACCUCAGCAGAGAUGGCAAUGGAGGGGCGUUCUAGCGUGACAACCGGUACGAUGAAAACCAGAAUUUUUCAUGGUCCUAAUGACGGAAUUUGGAACUAUUCCGUGGCAGAGUUUAAUAUCACCAAUGGAAGUAUGGCCAAUGAAAUCUUUCAUAAGAAAAACAAAAUAUCCAUCCUUGGAACAAAUGCCCUUUCUGUGAUCGUUCAGGGCAAUUUUACGGUGGGGACUGACUUAGAUGUGAGUGGUCAAGAAGUCAAUUUUACUUCUAACGAUAAACAGCUGUUUUGGCUCGGAGGAUUUGUACGGAUGAAUAAAACUUGCUGUACAUUGGGUGCGGGGCCUGGUGGAGCCUUCAGCUAUCACGGUGGAGGUCAUGGUGGAAGAGGGGGAGGUUUUUAUCAGGACAGGAACACAACCAGACUGUAUGGGUGGACGUACUUCGAUACCACCUACCUACUCGGUGGUAGCACAGGAACAAAUUUGUUCACUAGCAAAUCAGGGUCUGGCGGUGGAGCUAUUGAACUGAUUGCAAACGAUGGAACAUUAACCCUAAAUGCUGCAAUUAAGGCUGACGGUUACUCGAGUGGGAACACGAGUGAUGAUCACUGUGCAGGUGGCAGUUCAGGAGGAUUGAUACGACUACAGGGAGAUAGGGUGGUGAUAGGAAAGGACGGAAGUUUAUCUGCAGUUGGUGGGGACAGUGGUUUCAGCUCUAACCAUUCGUAUCGCUGUGGGGGUGGUGGCGGCGGUGGAGUUAUUCAGGUCUUUUCACUAACCGAUAUUAAAAACUACACAGCGAAUAGUUCAACACGGACUAGUGGUGGACGUGGAUUGCAGGGAGGCGAGGCAGGUCGAGAACAAGUAGCUUGUUCCGCAGGUCCCAACUGUAGUUCAGAUGGAUUAUAUGGUCGAGACUUUGAGUCGUUGUUAGGUGGAAGUGUGUGUCUAUCACCAGGCAACCAUAGCGAAGCAUUUAGAGCUGUUGGAGGAGGGGCCCUGGAGUUGAGAGCAGAGUCUGAAGCAAUUGUCAUAGAUGCAACCAUCUCUGCGAAUGGUUUCUCUAAUAACGCUGAUUAAGCUGGUGCCAUGGGUGGGACUAUUCGUUUACACGCCAAAAAGAUCCUUCUGAGGAGAGGUGCCCUGCUGACAGCUCGCGGCUCUGGUGCAGGUGGCGGUGUGGUUCAGCUAAGGAGUGAUGCUGAUG
Stylophora pistillata is the source of this 1696-nucleotide messenger RNA. RefSeq lists its product as uncharacterized. Lineage: Eukaryota; Metazoa; Cnidaria; Anthozoa; Scleractinia; Pocilloporidae. Gene Ontology annotation, biological process: adenylate cyclase-activating G protein-coupled receptor signaling pathway; cell surface receptor signaling pathway. Gene Ontology annotation, cellular component: plasma membrane. The record is from RefSeq and is a predicted model, not a curated record. Gene Ontology annotation, molecular function: G protein-coupled receptor activity.